GGAGGUUUCCAAGGUUGCACUUUUUUUUUUUUUAAUUUUAAUUUUAAUUUGGCCAUUCAUGUCCUUUUUUUUUUUUCGUUUUUUUUGCAGGAUGCAUUUGUCAGUUUUUUCAACCUGUUUGGUGAUCCAGGAGGAAAUAUGUUGUGCUUUCUACAAGGGAUGCUGACUCAGUUUUUCAGCGUCGCAUCGUUCCUGUGGACAACCACAAUUAUGUACACCCUACACAGAACGGUAGUAAGACACAAAGCUGAUGUAGAGGAAUUGGAGCCAACAUAUCACUUGUAUGUCUGGGCCACGUCAUUUGUUAUGACAGUCAUCCCAAUCAUCGGGAACGACUAUGGACAUGCAGGAGCAUGGUGUGGGGUUGAGAAUGGAACCCUUUUUGGCAAGAUUUUGAGGUUCAUCACGUUUUAUUUGCCUUUGUGGGGCGCCAUUUUGUUUAACGGUGUAGGGUAUUUUCAAGUCAUCCGAACUCUGGGACAUACUAUGAAGAUGGCUCAGAGCAUGUCAGACAGGAAGCAACAGAUGGAGGUCAGAAUAAACUCCAAGGCCGUGAACCGGUUGAGCUACUAUCCAUUGAUUCUGAUUGCGUCAUGGGCGUUCGCCACAAUCAACAAGGUCUACGAUUUCAUUCGUCCUACUCAUCCCAUUUUUUGGCUGUACUGUGCCCACGUGGCAACGGCAUCGUUGAUGGGAUUGUUCAACUCUAUUGCUUAUGGAUUAAACUCCACAGUUCGGAGAACGCUACGAGAGAGGAUCCUAGAGCAUUUGCCGGACAAGUACAAGCGGUUCUGGGUAUCAGAGUGGCUGACCUCACCGCCAACUGCAUUUAUUCAACUAGAGAACAUCUACUUAGAUGACUCGUUUGCAAUAUCCGGUCGCGACAGCGCAGCCAGCGACCAAAGCCAGCUGUAGGUGGAGGGCGCUGCAUGGGAAAAAAAAAAGAGGAAAAAAGAACCUUUGUAAUCAACCACACCCUCUCUU
This is a messenger RNA of Chara braunii, 984 nucleotides long. Lineage: Eukaryota; Viridiplantae; Streptophyta; Charophyceae; Charales; Characeae. The record is from the annotation of a GenBank genome assembly.